Molecule: messenger RNA, 2138 nt
Organism: Oryza brachyantha (malo sina)
Lineage: Eukaryota; Viridiplantae; Streptophyta; Magnoliopsida; Poales; Poaceae
Exons: 3
Coding region: 1067-1864 (265 amino acids)
Molecular function (GO): zinc ion binding
Source: RefSeq, a predicted model, not a curated record
AAAGACAGAUCCGACUCGGUUUAUAGCCCAUUGUGCUGCUGAAGGGUGCCCAUGGCGUAUUCAUGCAUCUAAGCUUGCUGGUACCAAAGUUGUGCAGAUCAAAGUUCUUCCAUUUGAGCACACAUGUGCAUCUACCAAGUUACAAGAAGGAAAAAUGGCAACCCAAAGUUGGAUUGCUGAUAGGGUUGGUGACUGGUUGAAGAAAAAUCCACAGAAGAGUGCUUCUGAUGUGAAGAAGAAACUUGAAGAGGACUAUGAGGUUAAGUUGAAAUAUUCCAAGGCAUGGAGUGGUUUUAGAUGUGCAUUAGAGCAAAUACAUGGUAAAUAUGAAGAGAGCUUUCAACUUCUUUUUAAUUGGAAAACUGAGAUGGAGUUGAAGUCCCCAGGGACUAUUGUAGAUAUUGAAUUGCAGAAGGUUGGGAAGAAGAUGUGCUUCAAGAGAAUAUUUGUGGCAUUGAAGCCUUGUAUAGAUGGCUUUCUUAAUGGUUGCAGGCCAUAUGUUGGUGUAGAUUCAACAAGAUUGACAGGUAAAUAUACUGGCCAACUAGCUUCAGCUACUGCAGUAGAUGGACAUAAUUGGUUGUUCUAUGUAGCAUAUGCUAUCUUUGACAGUGAGACUGAUGAUAAUUGGCUAUGGUUCAUGCAAAGUCUAAAUAAAGCCAUAGGGAACCCUGAAGGUUUUGUUAUAUCAACUGAUGCAUGCAAGGGAUUGGAGAAGGCAGUGGAAGUUGUGUUUGACAAAGUUGAGCAUAGGGAAUGUAUGAGGCACCUUUAUGCCAAUCUUGUGAAGAAGUUCCAAGGCCCUGUCUUCACUGACCAUCUGUAUCCAGCAGCUAGAAGCUACACCGAUAGUGGAUUUAGAUGGCAUAUGCAGCAAAUAUUCGAUGUCAGUCCACAAGCCAUAGAGUAUCUAGAGAAGCAUCACUCUAGGAUAUGGUAUAGGUGUGGAUUUUCUGAAGCUAGCAAGUGUGACUACCUCACAAACAAUGUAUCUGAAAGCUUUAAUAAUUAGAUAAAGCAGCUGAAAGGUUUGUUGCUCCAUGAACUAGUUGAUUCAAUUAGGGAAAUGGUUAUGGAGAAGAUGGCAUUAAGGAGAGAUAUUGGGAAUAAGUUGGUAGAUGGGAUUCUGCCAAAUGUUAUGAAAGAGUUAAAUAAUGCAUCUGGGUGUCUGAGGGUGGUCAAAGUUGCUAGGUCUAAUGAUGGUUUUGCAGAAGUUACACUAGUGGAGGCCGAUAACAUGACAAAGAGGCAUACAGUUGAUUUGGACAACCACAAAUGCUCAUGUAGGGUUUGGCAAGUUACAGGGAAGCCAUGUAAGCAUGCUCUAGCUUGGAUCACCACUAAUAGAGGGAGGAUCCAAGAUUUUGUUAGCCCAUAUUACAGUGUUCAGACAUUCAAGAUUGCUUAUGUAGGAAGAGUAGUCCCAAUGACAGAUAGGUCACAGUGGCCACAAGUUGACCUAGGAUUUAAGGUUUAUCCACCUAGGCAAAAAAGGGGUGCUGGAAGACCUAGAGUACAAAGAAUUAGGGGAUGUCUAGAACCUGGCAGAAAGAGAGUUACCUGUAAAAGGUGUAAUGGGUCAGGUCACUUUGAGAAGACUUUUAAAUUAGCUGAACCAGUUGAUAAAGAUGACAUGAAUAGACCUUCUGGCAGUAAAAAGAGGAAGAGACAAGUAUCUGGAGAGGAUGCAAGCACAUCUGCAGCAGUAAGCAAGGAAAACAAGAGAAAAUCUAGCAAGAAAACUCCAAAGAAGAAGAAGACUCCUAAGAAGAAGAAAACUCUUCUAAAAAGGAAAGAAUUGGCUGCUAGUAGUGAUCCACCAGCUAGAGUAGUUAGAAAGUUGUCAGAGUGGUUUGUUAAGUGAUUAGAGUAUUGCUAGAUCAGGUUGAGUAUUGCUAAGUAUGUGAACCUAAGUAUUCUAUUUUGCUGGGUCACCUUCUUCGGUUUGUAAGGUGCUACCACUCCAAUAUGUAUGGUCUGUCUUCAGAACCAAUGUUUUGCUUUAGGUUGUGACUGAAAUGUUGGUCUGAAUUGUAUUGUUGCACAUUGAGAGUUGAAUUGUAUUGCUGCACAUCUACCAUCAGAUUUUAGUAUUGCUGCACAACACACAUUUUUACCACAUAAAACAAAGACAUUCC